AUGCCCACAUCCAGUUUUGGCUCUCAGACCAAUUUCACCACAACUGCAGCCACAGCCAACGGCUUUACUAGGCCCAUUGGACUCAAUCCAUUCUAUCCUGCCAAGUUUGCUUUCGGGGAUGAUGACGACGAAGAUAGGAGGGGCUUAAAGGACCAAGAUCGUAUUCCAACUCCGGACGUGAAGAGUUAUCUCAAAUUAACGGAUCCUGACGACAAAUUCCCCACCCUGAUUCGCCGAGAUGAUAAUUCCGGCUUGCUAUCCGCCAACUCCGCUGCGUUGGAUCUAGCCAACUCACGUACACCAGGGCCGGAGACAUAUGGUCAUCGUCAUCACGCUUCACUUCCUCACAAUUCAUUGAACAUGUCUCAGCAUAUCGGGAGCAGUCGCUCACAGGGCGAGCAAAUUUCAGCCCCAUUCUCACCUGCAAGUGACACUCGCCAAUCUCACAGGCAUUCACUUGAACCUGGGUUUUCAACGUAUAAUAGCACCCAAGGUCUCUAUUCCACUACCAAUGGAUCCCAGUCGCGGCCAGCUUCCCUCCAAAUGUCAUAUUCUACUAAUGAUAUCCCCACCAAGAGUAAUGGCUAUACCGCAGUAACUCCUCCAAAGUCCCAUGCAGACCAUUUCCAUUCUCAUAGUGCUAGUGUCGGUCGAGUUCCGGCUACCCCUCACGCCCAUGGAAAUGACACUCCAACAUCCCCACUGUCCCCUGAUCGUGAUGACCAGUCCUUUAAUCUCCAACCCCUUCAGUCAGUUUUGCAGGCUAAUGCCACCCCAUUUGGACCUCAAUUGACAUCCACAAGCAAUGGGAUGCCAAAUAGCACCUCCACUAUGGGCGCUUUCCAAAAUCCUGUUUAUGGAUACGCCAUGCAGCCGUUCAUCACUAGCCCCAUCCAAACCAAUGGACACACUCAAGCGUUCCACCCAAACCCGCCCUACGGUGCCUAUAUCAACCCUGCUCCCUUUUCACCUUACUCUCGUUUCCCAGAAAGCCCUGCAAGAAACCCAGGCCAGGGUCGUCGCAGCGGAGAUGGUGAAUCUAGCCAAUUUUCGCGGUUCGGUAACGCUCCAUUGGAAACCUACCAAGGCGAGUUAUAUGGCAUGUGUAAGGACCAGUACGGAUGCCGCUAUUUGCAGAAGAAGUUGGAGGAGCAAAAUCCAGCACAUGUGCAGAUGAUAUUUUUGGAGACACAUAUCCAUGUUGUAGAACUUAUGACCGAUCCGUUCGGAAACUACCUCUGCCAGAAGUUGCUUGAAUUCUCGAACGAUGAACAGCGUACUGCACUCAUCAACAACGCUGCUCCUCAACUUGUUAAGAUCGCACUGAACCAACAUGGGACUCGAGCUUUGCAGAAGAUGAUUGAAUUCAUCUCCACCCCGGAACAGACUCAAACCGUGAUCAACGCGUUACGUGAUCGAGUAGUGGAGCUUGUGCAAGAUUUGAACGGAAACCAUGUUAUCCAGAAGUGCUUAAAUCGCCUCUCUGCGACGGAUGCUCAGUUUAUCUAUGAUGCCGUUGGAGCAAGCUGCGUGCCAGUCGGAACCCAUCGCCAUGGCUGUUGCGUGUUGCAGCGUUGUAUUGACCACGCUUCUGGUGACCAACGGGCUCGCUUAAUCGAACAGAUCACCAAUAACGCAUUCACCUUGGUUCAAGAUCCGUUUGGAAAUUACGUGGUUCAGUAUAUCUUGGAUCUCAACGAGCCUCAUUUUAUUGAGCCCAUCUGUCGCAGCUUCCGCGGGAACAUCCCUGCCUUAUCCAAACAAAAAUUCAGCUCGAACGUGAUUGAGAAGUGCAUUAGAACAGCUGACCCACAAUCACGUUCCGCUUUGGUGGAUGAGAUGUUGGUCCCCAGUGAACUCGAGAAAAUGCUCCGUGACUCCUUUGCGAACUACGUCGUUCAAACUGCCAUGGAUUUUGCUGACCCCGAAUACCGCACGAAAUUGGUCGAAGCUAUCCGCCCGAUCCUCCCAGCAAUUCGCCAGACGCCACACGGGCGCCGCAUUGCCGGCAAAAUCUUGAGUGUGGAGAACCAAGGCCGCGUGAGUGGGGGCUCCAGCGGCCAAAUUACGCCUAACGAUAUGACGAACGUGUACCACCAGAUUCAUCCCUUUUCAACUUCCAUCAUUACACAGUAUCCUCAACAGCAAUUUAGUAAUGUCGGUGAUAGUAUAGUUAACAAUGUGGUGGUAAGCACCAACAACUCAUCCUCUGCAGCGUCUUCCGCAACCAAUGGCAAUGGCAAUGCUGUCAAAGCUCCACCUGCCAACGGCAACUGCAACGGCAAUGACGACAACACGCCCACCAUCUACAGUCCCAUUCCGCAACAAGCUACGAACGGAAUAAGUGCCUUUCCAAUACAGGGAUACCCGUUUUUUACUUGAAGGUUAUACCACACCCCAGGUCUACAAUACAACCUGCAGACCAGAUCUGUUACUUAGUCUUCUUCAAUUUUGUCUUCCUCCCCCCUUUUUUUCAUUUAUUUAUUUACCUUUUUUUUAGUCCGUCCGCGCAUGUACACCAGAUUCACGACGACACGAGUCAUGAGAAAUUUUUUUGAUCCAAAGAAGUAUCUUCAUGGACGGGAGAGAAAGAAAAAACAUCUCUUUUGUGAAUAUCUUCUCUCCCACUAACUGACGCCUUUUUUUCAGACUUUUACAUCAGAUCUGUAAACAAUUUCAACUUUUUUUUGUUUUUUUGUUUUCUUUUUUCCAUUUUUGGCAUUAUCUUUUUCCUUUUAUCCCGGACACACGAUAUGCGGAUACAGCUAGAGAGAGAAACACGAGACAAUGCAAGUGGUGUAUGUACUUUU
Histoplasma capsulatum G186AR is the source of this 2810-nucleotide messenger RNA. RefSeq names its product pumilio RNA binding protein. The coding region runs from base 1 to 2382 and encodes 793 amino acids. The transcript is spliced from 6 exons. The record is from RefSeq and is a predicted model, not a curated record. Gene Ontology annotation, molecular function: mRNA binding. Gene Ontology annotation, biological process: post-transcriptional regulation of gene expression. Gene Ontology annotation, cellular component: cytoplasm. NCBI's taxonomy places the organism in Eukaryota, Fungi, Ascomycota, Eurotiomycetes, Onygenales, Ajellomycetaceae.